Messenger RNA from Rosa chinensis, 628 nucleotides. RefSeq names its product 50S ribosomal protein L18-like. Gene Ontology annotation, molecular function: structural constituent of ribosome; 5S rRNA binding. NCBI's taxonomy places the organism in Eukaryota, Viridiplantae, Streptophyta, Magnoliopsida, Rosales, Rosaceae. Gene Ontology annotation, cellular component: ribosome. The record is from RefSeq and is a predicted model, not a curated record. The coding region runs from base 51 to 395 and encodes 114 amino acids. The transcript has 2 exons. Gene Ontology annotation, biological process: translation.
CACCUGAAAGAAAGCUUUUUUUUUUUUGCGAGACAUCCACUCCGACAGAGAUGGUUGUUCCUCCUCCAAUCAGGCCACCUACUGUUACGAAGUUUCUAAAGCCUUAUGUCCUGAAAAUGCACUUUACAAAUAAAUUUGUAACUGCUCAGGUCAUCCACUCGCCAACUGCCACUGUAGCCUCUUCCGCAAGCUCUCAGGAAAAGGCCUUGAGAGAAAGCUUGGAAUCACAUCGGGAUGUUGCUGCUGCUGCAAAGAUUGGGAAGAUAUUAGGUGAGCGCCUGCUGCUCAAGAGCAUCCCUGCGGUCGCAGUCCACUUGAAGAGAGAACAGAAAUAUCAUGGUAAGGUUAAAGCUGUCAUAGAUAAUGUGGUGGAAGCAGGUGUUAAGCUACUUUGAUCUAGAAGCGCAGGUGAACAAGGAAAAUUGCUAGAGUUUGCUUUUGCAACCGUAGUGUGUAUCACUUAUGUCUUGUUGUGGUCAUGAACACAUCAAAAAAAUCUACUCUUGAUGCAAUGUACAUUUCUUCUAUUUCAGGUUGAAUACUGAUUUUGAUUCCCAUUAUAUAUUUUGUGGGAAUGCUCGUUGUUCUAACGAUAUUAAUGAUCAAAAUCUAAGGUUGGUCAAUUGCU